AUGGACAGUUUCAUCUCUGUCAAUCAGGAGUCUUAUGAUCCCGAUGGGAAAGACUACUACCUUGGAUACCGGGAGGCCGAUUUAAAGAGGCCAUUUGCCAAGUACUACAAUCCAGUCACCCCGGCCAUCAGCGACGAAGUCCAAAAGGGACUCUCCGCCAGCCCCUGGGCAAGUAGCAUUGGUCAUACCCCCUGGGAGGCUAAGACUUACAUGCUACGGAGUGGAUACACUCUACUCGAAAAUGGAUAUACUACUCUGCCCGAUGGAACUCUUUACAUUGCAGUUCGGACCCCGAUCCCGCAAAUUACCGGUGACGCCUACAAUUGGUGGUUUGGUUGGCACCUAACAGAUACAUCCAGAUACAAGCUUUGGAACCCAAUUGCACAUCAAUAUGCCUGGCGACAUCCUAACACCAUGGAUUGGUCCAACAAGAGCCUUCCUGAGCGCUAUAUCAAUACAUACUCAUUUAUAUCUGAGUUUAUCGGCAAUGACUGCUCCAAGCUAACCAUCGCUUUUAUUGAUCCCCAGGAGCUAGGAAUUGACAAAUCCAAAUUUGAAGAGCAAGGCAUUGAGGCCAUGGUCGUUGGUCACAUAAAAGUGGGCGGUAUGAUCCUCCUCACCGGCCCACAAAUCCGAGAAUCAAAGCUCGCUGACAGGCUCUGCACAGAGCACAUCACAUCUGGUUUUGACAAUAAGUCUUUCUUAAUUCAUCAGGUCCGACGUACGCCAGAUGGUGAAAGAGAACUUCGAUCUAGGUUUUGGAUUGCCGAUGCAACCCCCCAAGUCGGACAUGACCUUGCAGUGCACUGUGCCAUCGAGAUGUCCCGUAAGUCAUGCAUUCACUCCCGAGGGAAAGCAAAGUAUGGACAGCUUAUUGAUAUGGUGGAAUAG
Molecule: messenger RNA, 891 nt
Organism: Aspergillus pseudonomiae
Lineage: Eukaryota; Fungi; Ascomycota; Eurotiomycetes; Eurotiales; Aspergillaceae
Exons: 4
Coding region: 1-891 (296 amino acids)
Molecular function (GO): hydrolase activity
Source: RefSeq, a predicted model, not a curated record